AUGGACUCGAAUGUUCAGGCACAAUGCCUUGAUCUCAUUCGCGGUAUCAAAAGCGUCAACGAGAAACAAAAUGAACUUCUUGAGAAAUUAGUGACUCUUAUGGCAGAAUCAACAGCCAAACAGACUCACGGUGAAGAUAAAAGAUUUGGCAGAAAUAACUCCCUAAUCAACGCCUCGGCACAAGAUAUCAAAGUUCAAGCCGAUGAAGCAAUAGUCUCAUCUGACGGAACAGAUGACAAUCUUGGCACGGCAGCACAACAGGAUGAACAUCUGAUGAGUAUCAUACAUCUUGCGCCCAAAUCCUUCAAGAAAAGACUUCAGUUAUUCUCCACCGGAAACAGUGACCCAUGGAUACGCUCUCAGUCACAUCUUGCGCAAUACUACAAUGUUGAUGCAGCUGUGAAUGCCACACCAGCGUGGAAGUACUGGUAUCCCAGUGAUUGGAGGACGAAAUAUGGCGAGAACAGCAUGAUUAGUCCUGUCCCAGGCUUCAUGCCAUGGUGGCACCUUGUGCGCGGACAGGACAAAAACUGGUAUCAUAUCGAUGACAUAGAGUACGAGUAUCCGAUACGGCACGUUGAUGAUUCUUCAACAACAAAUUGGGAGUGUCUUGAUGUACCAUACUCUCAUCUUCCCGCAAUAGAGCAGCUGGAUAACGCAACCCAAGAAACCAGCAUCGAAAACAUGGCCGAGACAGGACUGACGAAACGACAGAGGGAAGAUAUACGACAAUCCCUUGGCGAUAUCUUCGCGGUGCCUCAAGACGGACGCCUUCCACUAGCAUUUCACACAAGUGAGCUUCGUCAAUUGAACCAGUAUUGCUCUGUUGGAGAUGACAGCGGUCGCAUGCUGUAUGAUUACCUUACUUCCGCACAUAAGCUACUAGAAAAACUCUACCGAUUUACUAUUAUAGACAUCACAGCGCCAGGCGGAAGUGUGAAUGCGGUAUAUGAUGGCCACCAUUCUUUUGACUCUUCUCGGACAAACCAGCUAUCAUCUAAUGUGGAAAUACCAGCAUACUGGGCUAUGGUUCAUCCAGCUCUUCAAAGAGAAAGCGACGGCUUCGUGGCUUACCCAUCAGUGGUCAAGAACCCAAGUCGUGAAGAUUUCAACCAUUCGGGCCAGUGGUGCCGCGUUAUACAGCUUUCAGGAUUGGCUGAGAUUGCUGCUGGUCUCGCAGAGGACCCGUCUCCAAGUCUCGAAGCAAAGUCAGUUUGGAGACUGCUUUUCAAUGAUCAUAGAUUGAAUCCAGAUAUGAGACUUGCUUUUCAUAACAUGAUGAAGCAGCAUCUUUUCUGUCAAUCAGCUACCAAGGCACUGCGCAGUUCAGUAAAGGCGCCUCGGAGGGAAUUUCACAUGUCUUGGUACCAGCUGUGCGCGAAACCAGACGAUGCGACGAUUGCGGAAUCGACCUGGAAGUUUGGGCGUCUUUACGGGUCUGAAAGGCACUUCGUCAGGCAGCAAGCGUUUACAAUAGGCUGCUCGUACCAGGACUCAGUAUCUAGCCAUGGUCAUUCUACGAGCGAAAGCUUUUGGACAAUACUGAUCAUGAAACCCCCGUGGGGCAAAGCUGACCCAGUGUACCCUCCAAAAGCAUCACUUCACAAUGCUCCACCUCGAAGGAACUUGCAGUACUGCUCAGAGGAUGUCAUGCUUGAUGCGAUAAGGACAAAUAUGAGACGGGCUGCAGAGGAUUGGAGUAGCGUGCAGGUCGCUCUCAGUCCGAUCAUUGAUCACGACCCUCUCUUCUUGGAUCCUAACCAGCAUGACAACCUCCUAUUCGAUGAUGAUACCUUUUCAAGAUCACGCCGGUACUUCUGGGUGGUUAGCUGCCUCGAGUCUUUUCAAGCUGUUAUUGACGAUGCUGUUGAAGAAUGGGAGAAAUUCUGUGCUGAGUGGCCAAAUAUGAUGAUGGGGAUUGAUCCGGCUGAGGAGUUCAGUGCAACAGAAACAUCACAAGAGAUGACAAGAAGAGCAUUGGAUGAGAUAGAAACUCAGGUCGAUCGACUCAGGGAUAUAUCUGCUCGGUUCGAGUCAAGUCGUGACAAGACGAAGGUUCUCCGAGAAGGCCUAUUCAGUGCCAGUGGAGUUAUCGAGAGCAGAGUAUCGACGCGUCUAGGAGAGAACGUUAAACUUCUCACAUACGUCAGCAUCUUCUACCUCCCACUAAGCUUCUGCGUUGCUUUAUGGAGUACAAAUGAAGAUUACGCCCGGCCGAUGCUUGUCUUAACAUCAGUCCUUGUAGCUGCUGCAACAUUCAUCAUCGUAGCCAAUCUAAGGAACACGGCUUCAGUAUGUUCUGUCGCGUAUCGAGGCAUCAAAAGACGCAUAGUUCGGCGCAUGCACGCCAGCGAAAACGACGAAUGGAUGAAAAGAGCAACGGCUUUUGAGGGUUAUCGACCAGAACGACUGGAAGUCGAACCCUCCGAGUGGUACAUUCUAUACUUUGUGAUCUAUUCGAUGGUAUCUCGUGUGGGCUCGUGGUUUAGGCGUUAA
Messenger RNA from Fusarium sp. VM40, 2496 nucleotides. The record is from the annotation of a GenBank genome assembly. Lineage: Eukaryota; Fungi; Ascomycota; Sordariomycetes; Hypocreales; Nectriaceae.